This is a messenger RNA of Sphaeroforma arctica JP610, 2204 nucleotides long. RefSeq lists its product as hypothetical. Gene Ontology annotation, molecular function: protein-macromolecule adaptor activity. The record is from RefSeq and is a predicted model, not a curated record. Gene Ontology annotation, biological process: ubiquitin-dependent protein catabolic process. Gene Ontology annotation, cellular component: elongin complex. The transcript has 8 exons. The annotation marks the transcript as partial. Lineage: Eukaryota; Ichthyosporea; Ichthyophonida.
CGAUAGAACCGCCUCUCCCGACAGACAGAAACCCUAACGCACCACCCAAUGUAGCGUCACAGCCACCCCCCACUGCACCCAAUCAGGCUACAGGGUCUGGUCUAUCUCCCGCUGAUAUCAAGGCCUACAUGAAGCAACUGGAGGUCAUGUUCCCAGACUGUGACCAAGAGUACCUGUUGCAUCUGCUGCAAUCCUUCCAGGCCAACCACAUGGAAGCCACCGUCGAUGAACUGCUCAAGAAUCAGUACCCACGAGCAGACCAAACUCGCAGUCAAACCCCCGACCCAACGCAACCGUUCCAACCACCACCAUCUUACACUGGAGCACAUCCGACAGCACCAGACGAACCUCCACAAUGCCCAUCCGAACCCCCAGGUGCUGCCCUGCCGUCCCACUCUCCUCCACCAGAAGUCGACCAAGGGACCAAACCACACCAUUCGAGAUCACUCAAAAGCCGACUGUCCAAGUUCCUGGGCGGCAGUGGAGGUAGCCAUAGCGGCAGUGGUAGCGGUGUCGACCAAACUCACACCCCACCAGCACCUGGAGGUGGCAACAGCGGAGGUGUGCCGGUGACACCCGAUAUGAUGAAGAGUACGCUGGAACGGGCGGUACAGUCCUGUCGGCCCAAUCACUUAGACAUCGACUCAGGACCCACUCAGCUUACGGUGCCCGACAUCCCCCCUACCAACAACGCCUGUGAGAUCAUUCCGGGUGUCCGGUUAAGACAUGUAGGUAAAAUCUGUGACUUUGACACGUACGUGGACAAGGUGUUAGACGACAGCGUGCUGAAUGAUCCUAAGGUCGCCGCGUACGCGCAAGGCCUGGGAGCCAUACUCAAGAAUCUGCAGACAAAGGUGUUCAACCUGCCCAAGGGCAGUGUGCAUAUGUACUACGACACUCAGGUAUGCGGUGACGACAGGGGGGGGAGGUUAUUUGUUGUUGUACCGAGUCAAUUCUCGGAGAAUGAAACGAAUUUGAUCAACUUCCGAGAAAUCAGUUCACAUGUACUGGAACAGGUCUGUAAAUACUUCCACUACAAAAUUAAAUACACAGCCGCGACUCAAGAAAUUCCAGACUUCCCAAUCGAACCGGCCGCUGCACUGGAUUUGCUAAUGGCUGCCAAUUUUCUGGACACAUAAACAAUCCGAGACAUUGCAUUACGGAUAAUUUGCAUAUCAUUAGUUUAUAAAUGUGAUAUGUCUCACAAAGUACAAUUUAAGCUGUUUUGCGGCGCGAACUCUUUUUAAUUUCUUACACUAUAUAAGUCGCCAUCCACUUCAAAGAGGGCUAUUGAUUUUUAUGUACCAGUACACUUCAUGGUAUGGCUUCCGUUAAACUUAAGGUCCUGAUUCAAAUUAUUUGUGCGCCCCAGUUUUAUGCUUGAAGCCUCAAACGAGAACAUUGCGCCUUUUCGUUGUGAAUGGUGCCCUCAAACGACUGUUUAUGAGUAUUGACGGUCUUAAAAUUAUCCGUGAAAUGUCGCCUUAUGCGUAGAUCCCCGUCAAAUAGUCUAUUUGUAUAACUUUUAGUCCAUUUCUAAUCAUAGAAUAAACAUGAUCUUUAGAGUCGGAUAUGUAUAUCUGAAGAGGUAAAAACUCUGAGCAGAGAACCUCGUGGGCGUCGCGCUUUGUCGUUGGACUCGCAUCCACAAUUGUACAUGAAUCUCGUAUUGGAAGGCGAGGGACUCUAAUGAACCUGUGUAAUGUACAUCGAGCUCUUAUGUUGCACUCUCAACAAUUAUCUGUUUCAGUAAGAUCGUGACGUUUUAAUCGACGACCUAAUACUCGAAUGAUUUUUGGAAGGCAGUAGCUAUAGGUUUAUUCGAUUGAGGUCAGUCGAUGUACUACAAAGCAUAUGAAGUGGCGACUGCACUAUCGUAGAAUAACUCUGCACAAUCAGUUAAAAUACAUCCUGCUAAAAAUCAACAUCCGAGAAAUCAGUCCACAUUUACUAAAACACAGACAUAUCUUUAGCUUGAUGUUGCGUGCAUAAAUUCUAUCGUAUGUAGAGCCAUUGUCCUGCAUAUUAAUCACUGUAAUUCAGAUAUCAGGCUAAAUAUUAAUCUAUUUAUCUUUCACCAGCUAUUUACAACUGAUUGAUCGUCACAGCAUGUGAAGCUCAUUUAUUUUUUUGUUUUAAAAUAUCACCGUAGUCCGUGUGAUAUUUAUAUGAUCUAUUUUUAUUUUUUAGUGAACGAUUUUUCC